Messenger RNA from Cricetulus griseus (Chinese hamster), 1791 nucleotides. Lineage: Eukaryota; Metazoa; Chordata; Mammalia; Rodentia; Cricetidae. The record is from RefSeq and is a predicted model, not a curated record.
GAAAACAUCUUUAUGUAUGGAGGCAGAAUUGAGACAAGUGAUGGCAAUGUCACAGAUGAAUUAUGGGUUUUUAAUAUCCCCAGCCAGUCAUGGAGUACAAAAACCCCCACUGUUCUUGGGCAUGGCCAGCAGUAUGCGGUGGAGGGACACUCAGCACACAUUAUGGAGCUAGAUAGCAGAGAUGUUGUCAUGAUUGUGAUAUUUGGAUAUUCUGCAAUAUACGGUUACACAAGCAGCAUACAGGAAUACCACAUCUCGUCAAACACUUGGCUGGUUCCAGAAACUAAAGGAGCCAUUGUACAAGGUGGAUACGGUCACACCAGUGUGUAUGAUGAAGUCACCAAGUCCAUUUAUGUCCAUGGAGGUUAUAAAGCACUGCCAGGCAACAAGUACGGUCUGGUGGAUGACCUUUACAAGUACGAAGUUAACACCAAGACUUGGACUAUUCUGAAAGAGAGUGGGUUUGCCAGAUACCUUCACUCAGCAGUGCUUAUCAAUGGAGCUAUGCUUAUUUUUGGAGGAAAUACCCAUAAUGACACUUCCUUGAGUAACGGUGCAAAAUGUUUUUCUGCCGAUUUCCUGGCAUAUGACAUAGCUUGCGAUGAAUGGAAGACAUUACCUAAACCAAAUCUCCAUAGAGACGUGAACAGAUUCGGACACUCUGCAGUAGUUAUCAAUGGGUCCAUGUACAUAUUUGGUGGCUUUUCCAGCGUGCUCCUUAGUGAUGUCCUUGUAUACAAGCCUCCGGACUGCAGAGCUUUCCAAGAUGAAGAGCUCUGCAGAAACGCUGGCCCAGGGAUAAAAUGUGUUUGGAAUAAGAACCACUGUGAAUCUUGGGAGACUGGGAAUGCGAAUACUAUUCUCAGAGCAAAGUGCCCCCCCAAGACCGCUGCUCUGGAUGACAGAUGUUACAGAUAUGCAGACUGUGCCAGCUGCACCGCCAACACAAAUGGCUGCCAGUGGUGUGAUGACAAGAAAUGCAUUUCGGCAAACAGUAACUGCAGCAUGUCUGUCAGAAACUACACCAAAUGCCAUGUAAGAAAUGAGCAGAUUUGUAACAAACUUACAAGCUGUAAAAGCUGUUCACUAAACUUGAAUUGCCAGUGGGAUCAGCGGCAGCAAGAAUGUCAGGCUUUGCCAGCUCACCUUUGUGGAGAAGGCUGGAAUCAUGUUGGGGAUGCUUGUCUUCGAAUCAAUUCCAGUAGAGAAAGUUAUGACAAUGCAAAACUUUAUUGCUAUAAUCUCAGUGGAAAUCUGGCUUCUCUGACAACUUCCAAGGAGGUAGAGUUUGUGUUGGAUGAAAUACAGAAGUACACACAGCAGAAAGUAUCGCCUUGGGUAGGCUUACGCAAGAUCAACGUUUCCUACUGGGGAUGGGAGGACAUGUCGCCCUUCACAAACACCACGCUGCAGUGGCUUCCGGGUGAGCCCAAUGAUUCUGGCUUCUGUGCUUACCUAGAGAGGGCUGCAGUGGCGGGACUAAAGGCAAACCCUUGCACGUCCAUGGCGGAUGGCCUUGUUUGUGAAAAGCCUGUUGUCAGUCCAAAUCAGAAUGCAAGGCCGUGCAAGAAGCCGUGCUCCCUGAGGACCUCGUGUUCCAACUGCACAAGCAACGGCAUGGAGUGUAUGUGGUGUGGGAGCACCAAGCGGUGUGUGGACUCCAAUGCGUACAUCAUCUCCUUCCCGUACGGACAGUGUCUGGAGUGGCAGACCGCCACCUGCUCCCGUAAGUACAGAGCAAAGAAACUUGGCAUCCGAGGGCAUUCAAAACAAUGGAGAUUCGAUUUUCGG